This is a messenger RNA of Ixodes scapularis (black-legged tick), 560 nucleotides long. It is a transcript of the gene RpS12, whose product is annotated as 40S ribosomal protein S12. The record is from RefSeq and is a predicted model, not a curated record. The transcript is spliced from 4 exons. Gene Ontology annotation, molecular function: structural constituent of ribosome. Gene Ontology annotation, biological process: translation. NCBI's taxonomy places the organism in Eukaryota, Metazoa, Arthropoda, Arachnida, Ixodida, Ixodidae. Gene Ontology annotation, cellular component: ribosome; cytosolic small ribosomal subunit. The coding region runs from base 120 to 518 and encodes 132 amino acids.
GCUCCUCCGCGCCGUAUGAAUCAACAUUCCUUUUCAUGUGCGAUCACCGCGAGUGAAGACGCUCAUUUUUCCUAUUUCGUAGAACCUCUCUAUCGCCGAGGACAUAUUCAAUCCACGAUAUGGAGGCGGUAGCAGCGAGUGGUGAACCCAUGGACGUCAACACAGCCCUCCAAGAAGUGCUGAAGAUGGCCCUCAUGCACGACGGUCUCGCUCGCGGUCUUCACGAAGCAGCCAAGGCUCUGGACAAGCGGCAAGCUCAUCUGUGCGUCCUGGCCAACAACUGCGACGAAACCAGCUACGUGAAGCUCGUCGAGGCCCUUUGCGCUGAACAUCAGAUCAACCUGAUCAAGGUGGACAGCAACAAGAAGCUGGGCGAGUGGGCAGGCCUGUGCAAGAUUGACAAAGAGGGCAAGGCCCGCAAGGUGGUCGGCUGCAGCUGCGUCGUGGUCAAGGACUACGGCAAGGAGACCCAGGCCCACGACGUGCUCACCGACUACUUCCAGUCCAAGAGGGGCUGAAGUGGGGACGCCACCAGCUGAAUAAAACUCGAAACAACCCUC